This is a messenger RNA of Linum tenue, 2795 nucleotides long. The record is from the annotation of a GenBank genome assembly. NCBI's taxonomy places the organism in Eukaryota, Viridiplantae, Streptophyta, Magnoliopsida, Malpighiales, Linaceae.
UUAGUUACUUCUUCUUUAUUUCCCAGAUCCUAAAAAGAAGAUAAGCUGUCAGGAGCGAUAGCAGCUCGAACGAAUGUGAGAGGAUCUAACUAAUGCGUUAUAUAGCAUUCCUGUAGUCUCUAUCCUCCGUCACUCUAUCAUUAGCCUCGCUCCACUAGCUAUUAAGAAGUUUCAAUAGGCACUAGUCUAUCAGUCGGUGCGUAUGCUGCGAAAAAAACAGGUGUAUUUUGUUCGUUUCCUUCCACAAAGAUGCACUUUCUCUUUCUUUUAGUUUCUUUCUUCUAGCUUGUCAAUUAUUUAACUCUCUAUCAAUCAGCAGAAAGAAUUGUGGUUUCUACUAAUUAGCCGGAAAGCGCUUUACCGGAACUCUGACGUUGAUCUCGCUAUAGUAGGAGGAAGCAAGAUGAAACGGGAAGUGGUUUGUCGAUUACUUGGUGAAAGGAAGCUUCUUUCGAUAUUUCUUGUUCAUCUCUGCUGAAAACAGCUCUUGCCUCUUCCCGCUGAUCAUGCAGCAGCAUAAUCAGAUUAGGCCUUUAUCUAAAGCUAUAAGAAGCUGCUUCUAAAGUUCAAGUUUUGACCAUUGACCAGUCAGAAUCUGGUAUGGAGUUCUACUAUCGACUUCAUAAGUUCUGUCAACUGGAGUCAAGAAAGUGGCUCAUCUUUGUUGGGGCAGUCGCCAUUGCUCACUUACUGUUUCAGCCCCUAUUGUUUCCAUAUGGAUACGCCGUUCGGACUCUUCUUCCCACAGCCCGUGAUCCAGUAUUUGAUGAAAGCAGGAUGAUCGGGACAGGGCAAUCUUCCAUCAAGUCUGGAGUGGCACGGAAUGCUUUAGCAGUUGAUGCAUCAAGUGAGUUGAAAAUUGGCCUUUUUGCCCAGAAUGAGACUAAAUCUGAUGGUGCUGGAGACGUUAGUCAUGUCAGUGAAGUGAAAGGACAUGGUGGAGAUACAGAGAACGGUUUAGCAUCGGAGGAAGUAAACUUGGAUGAUGAUACUGCUGAACUUGCUGUAGAUAGAGAUGUCGUUGAUGAUGAUGAUGACGAGGAUGAUGUUCGGUUAGAGAAUAUAGUUGAUGGAAAUGAGGUUACUCAAGAAAAAGAUUCUGUUCUAGAGUUGCCCAGUGAAGCCAAAAAGGGACUUCCUCCUGUGCAAGAUGUAACUAGCAAGACCAGUGAAGCCCCUGCAGCUUUGUCUCAAGCUGUACCUCCAACUACCGGUGCUAGCCAUUUGAAAGAAAGCGGAGCCUCCUCUAUUGGUCCUGCAGUUGUUAAAGGUGCCUUUACCACUUCAAGGAAUAAUUCUGCUGGAGUUAGUAACCCUGUGAAGAAAAAAAUUAAGGCUGAGAUGCCACCAACGUCAAUUACAACAUUUGAUGAGAUGAACCAGUUGUUAGCCAGAAAUCACCGGUCUUCACGGGCAAUGAGACCAAGAUGGUCCUCUGAACGUGAUCGGGAGAUUUUGGAUGCAAGGUGGCAGAUCGAAAAUGCACCUGCCGUGGUUAACGAUCCAGAUCUUUAUGCUCCGCUCUUCAGAAACGUUUCACAGUUCAAAAGGAGUUAUGAGCUCAUGGAACACACACUCAAAGUCUAUAUCUACAAGGAUGGAAAGAAACCUAUCUUUCAUCUACCGAUAAUGAAGGGAUUGUAUGCUUCGGAGGGAUGGUUUAUGAAACUAAUGCAGGGAAGUAAGCAAUUUGUUGUGAAGGACCCCCGAAAGGCUCACCUGUUCUACAUGCCAUUUAGUUCACGAAUGCUGGAAUAUACGCUGUACGUACGAAACUCUCAUAAUAGGACAAAUCUACGGCAGCAUCUGAAGGAAUACUCAGAAAAGAUUGCAGCUAAAUAUCCUUUCUGGAAUCGAACUGGUGGAGCAGACCAUUUUCUUGUUGCCUGCCAUGAUUGGGCUCCAUAUGAGACGAGGCACCAUAUGGAACAUUGUAUUAAAGCCCUCUGCAAUGCUGAUGUCACAGUAGGCUUUAAACUAGGAAGGGACGUAUCUCUUCCAGAGACAUACGUUAGAGCUGCAAGAAAUCCUCUCCGUGACCUUGGAGGGAAGCCACCUUCUCAAAGGAACAUUCUUGCGUUCUAUGCCGGAGGCAUGCAUGGAUACCUUCGUCCAAUUUUAGUCAAGCAGUGGAAAGACAAGGACCCCAACAUGAAGAUCUUUGGUCCUAUGCCUGCUGGUGUAGCGAGCAAAAUGAACUACAUCCAACACAUGAAGAGGAGCAAGUACUGCAUCUGCCCUAAGGGCUACGAGGUUAACAGCCCACGAGUCGUGGAAGCCAUCUUCUACGAAUGCGUGCCGGUUAUCAUAUCGGACAACUUCAUUCCACCACUCUUCGAGGUCUUCAAUUGGAACGCCUUCUCGAUUAUACUCCCGGAGAAGGACAUUCCGAAUCUGAAGGAGAUUUUGGUCUCCAUACCAGCGAAGCGAUACAUGGAUCUGCAGCUCGGGGUCAGGAAGGUUCAAAGGCAUUUCCUUUGGCAUGGUAGGCCUCUGAAAUAUGACCUCUUUCACAUGACCCUUCAUUCGAUCUGGUACAACCGAGUUUAUCAGAUAAAACCACGAUGAGGAAGUGAAGUAUAUCAUACUGUCUUGGUUUCCAAAGAAGUUUGUGCACCAGCGUUUAUAAGUCGGUAUCCAUAUGAAGGAUUUAGUUUCUGUGUACAUAGCUAUUGUAGAAUUUUUUGUUUUUUAUCUGAUUUGUUGUCCCAAUUGAUUUUGAUUCUCUUGGUAGAAUUGUGGGUAAAAUACCUCGAAUUUGAGAAUUGGGGUAGACAUACUUCUUAAGUUUGAAU